Molecule: messenger RNA, 1497 nt
Organism: Cladocopium goreaui
Lineage: Eukaryota; Dinophyceae; Suessiales; Symbiodiniaceae
Source: the annotation of a GenBank genome assembly
AUGGACGAGACCAACAGCGAUGGCGUGCAACUGGCUUUGUGGACACUGGCAGAAUGGACAGUCACCACAAGUACCGGCUGCACAUACUACUUCAUGAAGUUUGUCUUCCUGGUGGCGCAGAUCAUUGGAAUGUUUUCAUUGGUUGCUGGAGUGGUAUUUCUCCUAUCAGGACCUUUGAUUUGGAAGCACUACGAAUGGAUGCGGAUGGUGACGAUUCGCCAUGCUUCGGCAUUGAUGGCUUGCAGGUUUCGAUUGCUGAUCAAACCAAGUUUGUGGCUAGCCUGGUGGAUGCUUCGCCGAGAAAUCUGUUAUUUGCACGACAGGUUCAGGGAAUCCAAUCAACAAGGUGACUUCAUGACUGACAUGGAAGGUGUCUACGAAAGCUUGGACGAGUAUCUGACUGGUGGCCAGUAUCCAGUUGGAGCACUUGCAGCAUUGGAGGAACCGUAUGUGGAAGCCCAACCUGAGCCUCAACUCUUUGAGAAUGUGGAUCUAGCUGAAGCUGCGUUGCAACACGUAGCAAAUCUCAAUGGUCAUCAUAUUGACCGUGCAGCUCGUGAGUCUGAGUUGGACGAGGACAUCGAUAUGGAUGGAGAAACUCCAGAAGAUCGCAGGCCCUUCAUCAACCUGUGGCGCUGCUACGCGCUGUCGCAUGGUUUGGGCUUCAUCUUGGAGACGGAUCAAGGUGCAGCGCCAUCGCCCAACUGGAUGCGCUGGUUCGCUGCAGAGCGGUUCUUGUCCUUCUACGAUGCCUUGCUGAUCGUGGACCCCGACCAAGUGAUCGUGGCCCCCUGCUGGCACCUCUCAAUCUCCGAGCUCUUGGGCACAUGGCCAACUCCUGAUAGACCAGCUCCUGAUGUUGGAGUGCGCGACUUCGGACGUCCACAGACGCUGAACAACGGCGUGGCCCUGCUGAGAAACUCUCCGCGGGGGUGGCACUUCCUGAAGCUUUUACUGGAGAAGGCCAGUUGGCUUCACACCAUGGAGCACGACCAGGGCCCAUUUGACGAAACGGUCCUGGAGAUGCUGAGCAUGGAGGCGAUGGCUGCCAAUGAUAUCAAUGAAAGCUACGACUCGGAGUGUGCGCAGUUUCUCUUUCCCAAUUCCAAAGGGCACCAUGACUUGGCGCGCUAUGCCAUGUGUUGGUGGCGCACCACUGAAAGCCUCAGUGGGCCCUUUGGAGAACGACGCUCCCAAGUCAUCAGGUUCUUAGAUCCCCGACAGUACGACGUGAACCACGUCGUGGGCGCCCGGGGUUUGUCGGAUCCUGCCUUGUUGUACCACUUUGCCGGCCGCAGCAAGGACUGGGAUGCUAUGCUGCAGACCUUCGGGCUGGAACGCGAAGGAACCAGUGAUUGUCGAGAAGUGCUGAAGUACGUUCGUCAGAGGAGCGCAGAGCCCUGCGUGCCCGGUGGCCCUGUGGUGGAGCGUUGUGAGCCGCCCGAGGUGGUCUGCUAAGCGCCCAAAGGAUGGCGAGAGCGGAGAACUCGUGGGAAA